ACAAAACUGUAAAUCACAUAAUCAGCCAAGGGAACAUGAGUAACUCUGAACAUGAUGCUAACACCAGCAUGCGUCAUAGCCUUGAUGUUAGUGAGAAUACUUUUGGUAGUGAAAAUUCAGCAGGACUGGAUUUAAAAGUUUUCAGUGCUCAUGUAUGGAAGCGUUUCAGGGGCGGAGCUUUAUGUGAGAUCAAUCUGUGAUGUCAAAACACUACAGCAUCAACAGCUUUGGGCUAAUCACAUGCACCUGGAUACAUUAGCCAGAGAAAUGAUACGAUAAAGCUAAUCAGCUUGCUAACUUGCUAACGUGUUAGUUUUAGCAAUGAAGAGAUAAUGAAGAGAUUCUGAAGGGAUAGAAGUUAUUAUGCUGUUGUUGAAAUAUUCAGACUCUCAGAUUCUAGCCAACGCAAAUAAUUAAUUUAGAUAAAAUGAACAUAUUCAUAGAUUCUGUUUUUAUUUCUAAUGAAGGUGUUGUGAUGUUCCUCAGUCACUUUCUGGACAAUUUAUUAACAGUAAAAGGUUAAAAAAGUUUGUUUGUUUUUCUUUUUGUUUAUCCAGCUGAGUGUCGAUGAAACACGUGAACUCUCUCAGGAGCUGGAGAGCGUGAUGUGACGGAGAGCGAGAGCUAUAAACAGCAGCAGUUCCUCAUCAGUAGGAUGCAGUAAAGAACAGGAGGAACAUGAGGAGCUUCCUGAUCCACACUCUGUUCCUGCUGCUGCUCUCCUGCAAAUCCUGCCACCUUCACCAGGACACUUUAGGACGAGAGGUGAGACGGUAUAAUAAUAUGGAUGACGACAGCUUCAUUGGCCUCAUGGGUAAAAGGAGCUUCGGUCUGACUGCAGAGCUGCCACUGAAACGAGACAUGAGCGACGUGUUUGUCGGUCUGUUCGGCCGCAGAAACGCAGACUCGGAGCUCACCGAGUGGAAUCGAGAGAUAAGAGGCUUCAAAAAGAAGCCAAGACUGAUAUUUAAGGGUUUCAGCUGAAGCUCCGUCUCGUCGAGGUCGAUGACGACGUGGAACCCGAGAGCGAUGGUCCUGAUCUUGCUGUCUGCUGAUUAUGUCUCGUUUUUUUUUUUGUGUGAAGAUUAAAGCUGGAUGUUCUGGAGGAAGUGGAGUUUAUUUUCAUGUCAUUUUUUUCUUAGCAAAUAUCUUCUCUUUUUAUUUGUAAUCGAUUUUUUAUGUCAUGCAAUUAAGAAAUAUCAACAUUAUAAGGCCAUAAAGUCACUGCAUCAUUUCACACCUCUAUAGGAUUAGGAAAGAUCCUUCACCAAAGGUCCAGUUCAAAAAUAUUCAUUCAUUCAUCUCCUACCGCUUAUCCGAACUUCUCGGGUCACGGGGAG
Tachysurus fulvidraco (yellow catfish) is the source of this 1340-nucleotide messenger RNA. RefSeq names its product tachykinin precursor 3b (gene tac3b). The coding region runs from base 679 to 984 and encodes 101 amino acids. NCBI's taxonomy places the organism in Eukaryota, Metazoa, Chordata, Actinopteri, Siluriformes, Bagridae. The transcript is spliced from 6 exons. Gene Ontology annotation, biological process: tachykinin receptor signaling pathway; positive regulation of blood pressure. The record is from RefSeq and is a predicted model, not a curated record.